AGAGCAAAACUAAAAAUGGAACUAAUAAGCGACGAGAAGAAUCGUUACCGAACGUUUAUGAAGAGAAACAAGGGCUUGACAAAGAAGGCUUACGAGUUAAAAACCCUAUGCAGCGUUGAUGUUUGCUUUAUUGUUUAUGGCCCAAAACUGGACGAGAGUCCAUCUGAUCAGGAAGAAAUCUGGCCCCUAAAUCACGACGAAAUCCAGGCUUUGAUCGAUUCUUACAGGAAGCAAUCGGCCGAAGAUCGGAAGAGAAGGACCAACGAUUUGACCAACUUCUUCGAGGAUCGGAACAAGAAGGCCGAAGAAACCCUGACGAAGCUGAGAAAGAAGAACGACGAGGCAAAGUACCCGACCUGGAAUGAUCGAUACAACGAUUUCUCGGUGGAAGAACUGAGACAAUUUGGCGCCGUUCUGGAGAACAAGCUUCAAGAGGUGAAAACCAGAGUCGCAGCGAUUAGGGGAUCAUCAGCGAUUGCUAAGAAUCAGGCCAACUUAUUGCAAGAUUAUCGUUUUGAUGACAUGACGUCGAUUCAUCAUCAUCCGAUGUACAAUCUGCAAGCAGCUGCUGGCAAGGGAAUAUCGCUUCAUCAGCUCCACUCUAAUAAUUAUAAAUCCAUGGUGAACCCGGCGAUGAUGAUGCUGAUGAACGAGAACCAUAAUCACUUUACGAGUAGUAGUAGUAGUAGUAGUAUUCAUCAUCAUGAUCAUCUGCUGCUUGGUGGAGCCUCUGGGAGUUGUAACUUUCCGGUGGAACGGGCACCGGUUUGUUACGAUCAAGCGGCAGCCAUGGGUUACUACAGCUUCAGCAUGUCGGCCGAGGCGAUGGUACCGUAUGUGCAACUUCCGAUGAUUGCCGGAAGUCCUAAUUCUCAGGUGCAUGCACUUCAUCACGGAAUAGACGACUACUAUGAAGUCAGUGAAUUUCAUGUGAAGAAUCAAAACUGA
Messenger RNA from Diospyros lotus (date-plum), 948 nucleotides. Its product is annotated as agamous-like MADS-box protein AGL80. Gene Ontology annotation, biological process: positive regulation of transcription by RNA polymerase II. Gene Ontology annotation, molecular function: protein dimerization activity; DNA-binding transcription factor activity, RNA polymerase II-specific; RNA polymerase II cis-regulatory region sequence-specific DNA binding. The coding region runs from base 16 to 948 and encodes 310 amino acids. The record is from RefSeq and is a predicted model, not a curated record. Lineage: Eukaryota; Viridiplantae; Streptophyta; Magnoliopsida; Ericales; Ebenaceae. The transcript has a single exon.